CCGAGUACAAAUUGUCUAUUAGUUUAAAGACAAUGGCGGUCUGUGAGGUGUGGUGUACGUUUUUAUGAGCUGCGAUCGUUUAAAUAUUUUUUAAUUAAUAAAAUAUGGCGAAAUUGUUGGUAUUGCCAAAAGCUUUUUCUUCCAUCCAAACGGUAAAUGCCGAAGAAUUAGAAAAUUUGUCGGAGAAGGAAAUUCGACCAUUGCUCCCGUGUUUAGUGCGAAUGGCAUUAUGUUCUCCUCUGGAUCAAAGCAGCGAAUGGUCGUCGAAAAGAAAAAUCAUUUUGAGACUCUUAUCGGGAAUUGAAUUGGUAAAUCAUGUGGUUGGUUUACUCUCCAUUGACUUUCAUGGUUUGGAGAUUGAUGUCAAGAAGGAACAACAGCUCAGAAUGAAACUUGGAGGCCAUUUAGGAGAAAGUAUUUUAGUAUCUUCUCUACAGAAUGGAUUGACAUUAGAAUUUGAGAGAAGUGAUGCUGCUAGAAAAUUACGUUUGCUUCUUAGUGAAUUACUAGCUAUUAUGUCACAGAUUAAAGAUGGGCGAGUUGAAGUUAAUGUAAGGCAAUCAGAACUUUUUGAUACAGAUAUAUAUCUUGAAGAAGUAUCUGAUGUUCUUUGUAUUGCUAAAGCAGAAUUACCAGGACUUUUACAAAUUACUGAUAUUGCUGAAGCUUUAAUACGUGUGAAGAAUGGACCAGGAUUACUAUGCCGAUUGGUUGCAAAUUCUCCUGAUUGUUUUAGAGAAGUUUGUUUCGGUUUAAUUUCAAAUGGAGAGAAACAAGAUGAAGAAACUGUUGGUGGAAGAAUAAGAAUGCAGACUUUACGUAUGCUGUGUCAGAUGAACAUGUCACAGGCAUUAACAAUUCGUGCAAAAACAGUCGAAAUGUGUUGCAUGCCAGGCUUGGCUGUCCAGUUAACAUUAGACCAUUGUCGUCACGAACAUGGUGAUACAACAGAUUUUAAUACAAUUGUGGGUGAUUUAGUUGCAUUUAUUAGUGGACUUCUGCUUGGAAGUGAUGAUAAAGUCAGGUCCUGGUUUGCUCAGUAUGUUCGAAAUUGUCAGAAGAGAACUGAAGAAGGAAGCUCAACAUUGCAUCAGUUACGUGAAGAAUUAUUGCAGCGACUACAAAAUCUUGUAUUGUUUAGCAUCGAUCAGCAUAAUUUACCUGAUUGCAAAGUAGUUCAAGCUAGUGCUUUAUUAAGGUUAUAUUGUGCUUUACGAGGAAUAGCUGGAUUAAAGUUUAAUGAAGACGAAAUCAAUUUAUUAUUGGAAUUGUUGACAUCACAUCCUCCUCCUAGUCCAGCAGGAAUAAGAUUUGUAUCUUUAGGACUCUGCAUGUUGAUGGCUUGUCCAUCUCUUCUUAAUACUGUUGAACAUGAAAACCGAAGCAAAAAGUGGAUUCAGUGGUUGGUGAAAGAAGAAAGUUAUUUUGGAAGGACAAGUGGAGUUAGUGCAUCAUUUGGUGAAAUGCUGCUGUUAAUUGCUAUACAUUUUCAUAGCAAUCAGAUCAAUUCCAUUGCAGAUUUGGUAUGCUCUACUUUAGGAAUGAGAAUUCCUAUUCGUUCUAAUAAUUUGGUUCGAAUGAAAACAAUUUUCACCCAAGAAAUAUUCACCGAUCAGAUUGUCACUGCACAUGCUGUGAAAGUGCCAGUAACUCCAAACCUGAGUCGAAAUACAUCUGGAUUUCUUCCAGUUCAUUGCAUACAUCAGUUACUAAAAAGCCGAGCAUUUACAAAGCAUAAGGUACCUAUUAAAGAUUGGAUUUAUAAACAAAUAUGCAAUACAGUUCCGCCACUCCAUCCAGUCCUUCCUGCUUUAAUUGAAGUUUAUGUUAAUUCUGUUCUUAUACCAAGUUCAAAGGGUACACAUGACACUACAAAUGAACCAAUCACCGAAGAAGAAAUUUUAUCAGUUUUUAAAAAUUCCGUGUUUAUACCCCAUGAUGUUUCACCAAAAAUUGGUAAUCAAAUUGACUCUGAAGCUAUGGAUGUCGAUAAAGAAGAAAAACCAGCUUCAUUGACAUCUCAGUUAUUACUGCUGUAUUAUUUACUUUUGUAUGAAGAUACUCGUCUCUCAAACAUGAAAAUGAUCAUAUCGUGUGGAAGAAAAGUUAAGAAAUAUACAUCCGAAUUUAUGUCUCAGUUACCAAUAUUUUAUUUAUUACAGCAAGCACAGAAAGAUCAGCAGAUGUAUGCUGGAUUAUUUUCGCCAUUAUUGAGGUUAUUAGCAACUAAUUGUCCACAUCUGUGUCUUGUAGAAUCAUGGCUAGCAGAAGAAGGAAAUAAAGUGGGUACUGAUUUUAUUACUAUACAAGGAAAGAGAAGAUGGCCUCCAUGUACUAAAGAAACAUUAGACAAAGCUUUCCAGAAUGUACAAAAUUGUCCAUAUAAAUUGUUACAGCAAUUAGAAUAUCUAUUAACUUUGCCAUUGUAUCAACUUUGGCCAUUUGCUCUACCUUUUGUGAAUAAUUUACAAAAAUUACUUGAACCCAACGUACCUCGAGAAAUUCUGGAAAAAUCUAAGCGGCUUUGGUGGAAAUUAAAUAGAGUAUUUCCUCGUCGUCUCUGGCUUAUAACAGUUAAUGCAUUGCAACCUCCUCGAUUUCCUUCUACGGUAGUUAAACCCUUAACCUUGGAUAAUAUUGUUUUAGAUCCAUUGCAUGUUUUAAGAUGUGAUGAAAGAAUAUUUAGAUGUGCUCCCUUAUUGGAAAUUGUUCUUCAUAUGUUGCAAGCUUUUUUAGCUGCAUCACGCACACAUUUGGCUCAUCACAUGUUAGAGCAUCCGUCAAUAGACAAAGUGAAUCAAGUUGAUACCGAUAAGAAUCGAGAAGAACUUCGCUCAGCCCUUGUUGCAUCCCAAGAAAGUGCUGCUGUGCAGAUAUUAUUGGAAUGCUGUAGGCCAUCUCCUGAAGAUAAAGAAAAAAAUGGCCUUUUAACAGAAUUACGUGAAGUUCAAAGUUUAAUUUGUUCUCAUGUACAUCAAGUGUUCAUAUCAGAUCCUCAUUUAGCUAAAUUAGUACAUUUUCAGUUAUCCCAAGUGAACAGCAUCCUGUCUUAUUUGUUCCUGCUCUGUCGGCACUAGUAAGAAUGUGUAAAGCCUUUCCUCCACUAUGUGAAGACGUGGCAACUUUGUUGUUGCAAUUAGGAAAAGUGUGUUUGUCUCAUUCUUGUGUAAUUAACAGCGUUUUGUUAUAUUGUCCAGAUUUUUCUUUAAAAGAAUCUGAUGGCAAACUACCAGAUGUAUUAGAGAGAUUGCCUUCUAAUUCUUAUCUAUCGCAAACUAUCAAAACAUCAUUCAGCAAACUUUGUGAUAUUGUUGUAUUUAAU
Molecule: messenger RNA, 3322 nt
Organism: Centruroides sculpturatus (bark scorpion)
Lineage: Eukaryota; Metazoa; Arthropoda; Arachnida; Scorpiones; Buthidae
Product: integrator complex subunit 2-like
Exons: 17
Coding region: 105-3077 (990 amino acids)
Biological process (GO): snRNA 3'-end processing
Cellular component (GO): integrator complex
Source: RefSeq, a predicted model, not a curated record